AUGCUAGUCUGCUCGGUUGUGGGCUGUGUGGGUCUGGGAGGGUGUGUGUGUGGGAUAUCGCUGUGCCCGCUUCGCUUCUGCGACCCUCGGGUUUCCUCGGGUGCGUGCCACGCAACAAGCCCUCCGUCUGCACGAAGGGCGAUCAUAUCGCUGCCCUUGGCGACGUUGAGGGAGCUCCAGAAGCUCGCAGCACUCAAAGCAAAGGGUGUGAUCCUUGAACGACAGGACGAGGUGAUCAAGAAACAUGUGAAGGAGGGCAACUCCCUCUCGAGCGAAGACUGGGAGGCCUUCGAUUUGGCGUGGUACCUGAGGAGCAGCGGCGUGUUCUCGGGAGAAGAGUGGACCACGCAGUUUGAUGGAGACAUCUCGGGCAUCAUUAAAAGCGCUCGCCCUACACUGUCAGACGACGCGGCAGCGUCGUCUGCGUCCGGAAAGCGGUCAGCAGACGGUUGA
Ectocarpus sp. CCAP 1310/34 is the source of this 453-nucleotide messenger RNA. The record is from the annotation of a GenBank genome assembly. Lineage: Eukaryota; Phaeophyceae; Ectocarpales; Ectocarpaceae.